Messenger RNA from Xenopus laevis (African clawed frog), 856 nucleotides. RefSeq names its product protein kinase C delta type-like. The record is from RefSeq and is a predicted model, not a curated record. NCBI's taxonomy places the organism in Eukaryota, Metazoa, Chordata, Amphibia, Anura, Pipidae. The coding region runs from base 168 to 548 and encodes 126 amino acids. The transcript is spliced from 4 exons.
AAUGUAAUCCAUCUGCAAUUUAAUAUGGAAAUAACAUGUUAUUUUAUGUUCUGCAAGUAGCCUAUCAAGUUCAUGACUCAUGUUUUCUCUGUAAUCAUUUUAUUUCAUAGGUUCUCUCAAAGGCAGAGUAUAACGCAGGCGUGGAUUGGUGGUCUUUUGGGAUUACCAUGUACCAAAUGGCCACGGGCAGCUUGCCAUUUUCACCAUCAGGCAGUAUUUUAAGGCAAUUCUUUGCAAUAAAGAAGAAUACGCCAUAUUACCCAUAUUAUAUGAGCAAGGAAAUGCUGGACCUCCUGCCGAAGCUUUUGGAGAUGGACGAGAAUCAGCGGAUCGGUGUCAACGGAAACAUCAGGGAGCACGCUUUCUACAGCACAGUGAAGUGGGAAGAGCUGGAGAACCGGAGAGUGAAGACCCCUUUCCAGCCAGGAAUGCCAUCAGCAGAUGACUUCACUGAAAUCCCGCUGUCAUUCUCCUCUCAAAUUCGGAACGAGGAAACCAACUUGGCAGAUUUCUCCCACGUGGAUCCCAGCUGGAGUUGGCAGGAGUAAGGCAUUGGUUCUAAUAUGGGAAACCAUCAAUACUGCCUGGACAUAGCAACAACCUGGGCCAAUUGACAUCAUACCCUCUAUGGCAAGCUGCACCUCUCAACAACUCAUCCACCUGCGUCUGCCAUCAAUGUCGCCACCACACGGGAUCCCUGGCUUUGACUUGGAGAAGAGAAAAAGAAAGAACGGAAGAGUUAACCAUCGGAAGGAAGGGCGGGUUGUUAUAACUCAGCAGCCGCUGAGCUCCCUAAUGGUAAGUAGUGGUAAGUAUACCCCCUGGACACCUGAUUAUAUAGGGGUUUAUUGUUAUC